Molecule: messenger RNA, 2449 nt
Organism: Glycine soja
Lineage: Eukaryota; Viridiplantae; Streptophyta; Magnoliopsida; Fabales; Fabaceae
Product: tRNA-dihydrouridine(47) synthase [NAD(P)(+)]-like
Exons: 10
Coding region: 57-2177 (706 amino acids)
Biological process (GO): tRNA processing
Molecular function (GO): RNA binding; flavin adenine dinucleotide binding; metal ion binding
Source: RefSeq, a predicted model, not a curated record
UUUUUUAAUUCUCUUUUCCCAACAGAGCAAGACCUGCUGAGUCUGAGAGCGACUGAAUGACGCGAGAUAUUUUGUUGAGUUUCAUUAAACCCUACUAUUUGUCUUCAACAAAGAAACACGAACGGAACAACAUGGACGAGGAGGAGCCGCGUGACGAAGGACAACAAGGAGGUUCUGUCGAGCAAAGCCCAGAGCAACUGGUGGCCCGUGCCAUAGCCCCCGUCAAGAAGGAUUUCCUCCGUCCUCCUCCCGUUCGCUCUUCCUCUCCAAACGACGGCGUUUCCAUUCCCAAUGAUAACAACAAGACCUCUGUUCUCGCCAAGGAGAAGAAGUCCAAGCGCCAACUCAAACGCGAACGUCGUCUGGAACAAAAGUCAGCACGAAACCUGUGUCCCGAAAUUGCCAAAACAGGGGAUGUUAGUUCAUGUCCUUAUAAAGACAAGUGUCGUUUCAGCCAUGAUUUGGAAGCCUUCAAGGCACAGAAACCUGCUGAUCUAGAGGGGCAAUGUCCUUUCUUUAAAUCUGGAGGCGCUUGCCCAUAUGGUUUAGGGUGUAGAUUUUCGAGUACGCAUGAAGAUGGUGUGCCUUCUGCCAAUCUGAAUGGUCUUAAGAAUAAUUCCGAGGUGAAUGGGUUGAGCAAACAUGUUCAAAAGCUUUUGUGGAAAAAUAAGAUGAGCUUCUCCAAGGCAGAUGCCCAACUCAAAAGUCUAGGCCUCGUGGGAACCUCUAAGUCAAAAAGGAAUGACUUGGAAAAUAAAGAUGAAGGUGACACUGGUUCAAAUAAGUGUGAUCAUUCUGAUUACAGUGGAUCUUGUGUUGUUACCUCCGACUCAUGUUGUAAGUUGGAAUGCCCUGAAGAAGUUAUGAAAGAUGAUGACAAUGACAUAGAUGGAAAAUCUGAAUCUGAUGUACUUUGCCCCCAGAAGAGAAGAAAAAUUGCAGAAAAUUGUGGUCCUAUGGAUGCAGAAAAUGAAGGUGUUAGUGUUACUGAGCAAAUUGUUGAAAGAAGUUGCACAAAAUCUGAACCCGAAGCUGGAACCGAUGCUCUAACCCCAGAAACUGAUCUAAGCCUGAAGCUGCACUCACGUGAAAAGAAGCUGAUUGAUUUUAGGGAGAAGUUGUAUCUCGCACCCUUGACCACUGUUGGCAAUCUCCCUUUCCGAAGAGUUUGCAAAGUAUUAGGAGCUGAUGUAACUUGUGGUGAAAUGGCAAUGUGCACAAAUCUUUUGCAGGGUCAAGCCUCUGAAUGGGCAUUGCUAAGACGUCAUUCAUCUGAAGAUUUAUUUGGUGUACAAAUCUGUGGGGCAUAUCCUGAUACUGUGGCACGAACAGUUGAACUAAUAGAGCAAGAGUGUACAAUAGAUUUUAUUGAUAUAAAUAUGGGUUGUCCUAUUGACAUUGUUGUGAAUAAGGGUGCUGGAUCAGCUCUUCUAACAAAACCAAUGCGGAUGAAAAGUAUUGUAGAAGUUGCUUCAGGCACAGCGGAAAAACCAAUAACUAUCAAGGUACGGACUGCUUAUUUUGAAGGGAAGAAUCGCAUUGAUUCUCUGAUAGCAGACAUUGGCUCUUGGGGUGCCAGUGCUGUGACAAUACAUGGUAGGUCACGUCAACAACGCUAUAGCAAGCUUGCUGACUGGGACUACGUAUACCAGUGUGCCAGGAAAGCCCCUACUACAUUGCCCGUAGUGGGGAAUGGAGAUGUUUUUUCAUUUGUAGACUGGAACAACCACAGAACUGAAUGCCCUGAACUUGCUACGGACAUGGUUGCUCGUGGUGCACUGAUUAAACCUUGGAUAUUUACUGAGAUCAAGGAACAGAGACAUUGGGACAUCAGUUCUGGCGAGCGUCUAAAUAUUCUCAAAGAUUUUGUGAAUUUUGGUCUUGAACACUGGGGUUCUGACACAAAAGGGGUUGAGACAACAAGGCGGUUCUUGUUGGAAUGGCUUAGCUACACUUUCAGGUAUAUACCUGUUGGUCUUUUGGAUGUGGUUCCACAACGAUUAAACUGGCGUCCACCAUCUUACUAUGGGCGUGAUGAGCUUGAGACACUAAUGGCCUCAGACUCUGCUGCCGAUUGGAUACGAAUAUCAGAGAUGCUACUUGGCAAGGUUCCAGAUGGCUUUACAUUUGCUCCUAAGCAUAAAUCAAAUGCUUACGAUAGAGCUGAAAAUGGUUGAUUCUGGAGUUAAUUUUCGAUACCGAUUCUGAUGAGAACCGUUUUCUUCUCAACUGCUGACUAAUGAAGAGACAAGCUGAAGAGACAUUUGUCAGCAUUCUUAUCUAUUUGUUCCAUUGUGAGAAUUGUUCAUCAUUGACCUUGGACUUUUCAGUCCUCCACUAGGAAACUAAACAUUUAAUAAAACAUCGACAUUUGAAAUGUAAACAUUAAAGGUUUUUAGAGUCAUGCCAACUUGCAUGCUCGGGUCAAUUAAAUUUUCUGCUUGCAAUA